Messenger RNA from Aspergillus campestris IBT 28561, 804 nucleotides. RefSeq lists its product as uncharacterized. The transcript has a single exon. The record is from RefSeq and is a predicted model, not a curated record. Bases 239 to 718 code for a protein of 159 amino acids. NCBI's taxonomy places the organism in Eukaryota, Fungi, Ascomycota, Eurotiomycetes, Eurotiales, Aspergillaceae.
UGGAAGAGUAGUCAAUUGUCAAAACGGAAAUGGUCAAUUCUCUACCCUGUGUUACCAUUGUAUAUAUGCACUAUCUAUGUUCCUGGCGGGUUUGGAACAGUUCAAGCACCGACUGCAUCGAUUCGUCUCAUCCCAAUAAGCGUCUUCUCAAUAAGACUGACUGAGGACCUUUAAACGCAUCUUCAUACUAUACCAUGAAUUCAACCAUCACUUGGUACAUAGGAGUCUUCAGCGCUACAUGCUACAACGGGUCCGUACAAAACAUAAUACUACCUACCACACCCCCAUCCAUAUCCCCUUCCAACCUUACGUAUAUAUAUACCUACAUACCUCAGAUAAAAGAUACCCCAACAACCCCUCCAUCCAAACCAUCCAUCCCCAUCUGACCUGUCACCAUAAACCCCAACAAGAACCACCUCGUGCCAACACGAAACAAAAACCCCGACAAUCCAGCCCAGCCCAGCCCAUUCCAGCCCGCCAGCCCGCCAGCCCACCAGCCAAGCACGAGUACCCCGUAGAAGUGGAGAGGCGGUGUCAGCAGCAAGCCACACACGCGCAUUGUCAACGUCAGCAUCAGCAGUGCUCCUCAGUGCUUGAUAACUAUCGAAUAGGGGCAGGCUGCUGUGACUUGUCCAAUACACAACUAUUCACAUGUAUAUAUCUAUCCACGCGCGUAGAUGCAUAUCUCCUGCGUUCUGCACGAGAGACAAAUAGCUGAUUGUAUGUCUAUUGGUGGGGUUAGAUGGAUAGACGGGGUGUUGCAUUGAGUGAUAUUGUUUUACUAUCUCCUUGGAUUAACUAAUG